AAAAAGGAUAUCACGUGACGCACCAGCCCUUCAAGAUGGUGGUCAUUGUGUUGUUAUCUGUCUGCUUGACCACUUAAUAACGAAACUAGUAAACUAUUUCAUAUUUAAGCGGUAACAUAUGUUGAUUUAUUUUUAGUUUAGUUAAUAAAACGUUUUGGCUACCAGGGCAUUUCUCUAUACCAGUUAUAUAUUGUUAUGUUUGUUAGAUACGAGUCGCAUUUUAAAUAUGUCGGUAGUCUGCUGGACAGAUGUCUAUACGUCAAAACAGAGUACUAGUUGUUGACGACUUUUAUGAAACAGUCUGGGAUGUUUAAGAACGUUUUCUUCUUUGAGGGAUCGAAAUGUCACUCAGAGAGUUGAAAGUGUGCUUGCUUGGGGAAACUGGAGUUGGAAAGUCAAGUAUUGUGUGCAGAUUUGUGGAGGACAGCUUUGAUCCCAACAUUAUACCUACAAUUGGUGCAUCAUUUAUGACGAAGACAGUGCAGUACCAAAAUGAGCUUCAUAAGUUUCUUAUUUGGGACACCGCAGGACAAGAAAGGUUUCGUGCCCUUGCCCCUAUGUACUACAGAGGUUCAGCUGCAGCUAUCAUUGUUUAUGACAUUACAAAGGAGGAGUCCUUUCUAACUUUGAAGAACUGGGUAAAGGAGCUUCGUCAGCAUGGACCACCCAACAUAGUGGUAGCCAUUGCUGGCAACAAAUGUGAUCUCUCCGAUGCCAGAGAGGUACAAGAGAAGGAUGCCAAGGACUAUGCUGACUCUAUCCAUGCUAUUUUUGUUGAAACUAGUGCCAAAAAUGCUAUUAACAUCAAUGAAAUCUUCACUGAGAUAAGUCAGAAGAUUCCACAUAUAAACACAAGUGACUCAGGUGUGAGGGGCUUGAAACUGCGACGUGAACAAUCAGACUUAACCAGGGAACGCACUUGCUGUUAAUGCACAAUUAUGCUAAAAUAAUUUUUACCUUCUUUCACGUCUUCAUUAUUAAGAAACAAAAUGGACAGAAACAGAAAAUUCAUUCUAUUGCUGUCCAGGUUCACAGAAACUGCAACACUUUUGACUCUCUGUCCAUGGCUAAUUAAAGUAGAGUUGACUUCGUUGUACUAGCUCUGGUCUCUCAGACCUUAAGUCAAUUCCUACUUUGUGUAUUUUUUGUAAAUCUCAAAACAUUUAAAAGGAAAAAGAAAAUGCACUGGUUUGUUCCUGUUGAGAAAUCAAAAUGUUGAGAAAUCAAAAGGUUUUCUGUUCCAACAAAACUUAUAAACCAUUAUGCGCAGA
This is a messenger RNA of Tachysurus fulvidraco (yellow catfish), 1271 nucleotides long. RefSeq names its product RAB22A, member RAS oncogene family (gene rab22a). Gene Ontology annotation, molecular function: GTPase activity; GTP binding. NCBI's taxonomy places the organism in Eukaryota, Metazoa, Chordata, Actinopteri, Siluriformes, Bagridae. Bases 342 to 929 code for a protein of 195 amino acids. The transcript has 7 exons. The record is from RefSeq and is a predicted model, not a curated record.